Molecule: messenger RNA, 1209 nt
Organism: Theobroma cacao (cacao)
Lineage: Eukaryota; Viridiplantae; Streptophyta; Magnoliopsida; Malvales; Malvaceae
Product: Maf-like protein
Molecular function (GO): nucleoside triphosphate diphosphatase activity
Source: RefSeq, a predicted model, not a curated record
UUCUCCGAGGAAGAAAUCGAAUGAACCGUAGCAAGUGAAACUGUAGAUGAUACGCAAAAAAAUAAGAACUGUUUGGCAGUGUAGUUAAGUUUUAAGCCACAGCUUAUCCAAGCAACAGAGUCCCUAAGAAAGCGGAACUUGUAAGGGAGAAAGAGGGAAAUGGCUGCUGGAGAAUCAUCUUUUAAGGGAAUCAAAAGGGUUGAUGCUUUUUCAAUGUAACAGAGCUCAACCGUAAAGUUUGUGAAAAUCGUUUGCUUUGGAAUUGCUGAUAUUGGGCUCUUCAUCAAUGGCUAGGCAGCGAAUUCUAUCUGAGAUGGGAUAUGAGUUUACAAUCAUGACUGCAGAUAUUGAUGAGAAAAGUAUUAGAAAAGAAAAGCCAGAAGACUUGGUGACGGCUCUUGCUGAGGCAAAGGCAGAUGCCAUCAUAUCAAUGCUCCAGAAUACUGGCAUAAUAGAGGAAGAUGCACACACAACAUUAUUAAUUACUGCAGAUACGGUUGUGGUCUAUAAGGGGAUGAUCAGAGAAAAACCAAGCAGUGAGGAAGAAGCACGAGAAUAUAUCAAAGGAUAUUCUGGGGGCCAUGCGGCAGUGGUAGGAUCUGUUCUUGUGACUAAUCUUAGAACAGGAGCAAGCAAAGGUGGAUGGGAAAGUGCAGAGGUUUACUUCCACGACAUACCAGAUGAGGUGAUCAAUAACCUGAUUGAUGAAGGAAUCCCAUUCAAGGUUGCUGGAGGUCUGAUGCUGGAACAUCCUCUAACAUUGCCAUUUGUUGAAGCAGUGAUAGGAGCAACUGAUACUGUGAUGGGACUAUCUAAAUCUCUCACAGAAAAACUUAUACAGGAAGCUCUAUUUCUACAAAGUUCACCCCCGGGCAUUCCGAAUGUGAGCUGAGGAUGAAUUUCAUGGCAAGUGAUUUUCGGAACCCUGGUGGAAUUUGCAGGCUCGAAUCUCAUACAAAUAGAUUGCAUAUAGCUAGUUCCUCUCUAAUGGGGAGGUUUCUAUUCCUUUCCUUAGGCAAAUGGAACAGUCAUUUUGCUUGAUUUUUCACCUCUUUCGAUAUUAAUCGUUUUGUUCAUAAUUGUUUCAUUAAUACAGAAAAAGAUGGAAAUAAAUGCAAGAGUCUUUUGUAGAAAUGAAAAUCUAUUAUGAUGCACCAUAGUUGUAAAUUUGACGCUUAUACCAUACCAAGUAAGGUAAGCAUUUUGUUA